CGUAAAACCAACCAUGGCGGGGCGACCCUUCUCCUUCCAAUUCUCACAAAGUCGAUACAUUAAAGCUGGUAGUUUAAUCUACAGGUUUAAGAUCAGAGGAGGAAGCAGCUUUAGUGAAGAUGAAGUUUUGAAGGAUGAAGGCUUCGAUCAACAAAUGGAGGAAAUUGUUCGAACAGUUCUUGCUGCUUUGGACUGCCUUCAGCCCUUCUCCACUCCGCAUUAUAAUGUUUUUCCAUAUAAAAAAAGAUGCAGGAAAUUCUGCAGACACCACCAGAGGAAGCUGUUAAUUUACCCCUUCAUCAUUAUCAUCUACCUGCAGAAGAAAAAAAGGCUCGGGGAGAUAACACAGGAGACAAAACAGAGGCAGCUCCCUACUGUCUUUGAUGAGCCGAGGCCAGAGUGCAGUUGCAGGAACUCAACGCUAGAGGAGGCCAUUAUUGAAGAAAUUUUCAGAGACAUGGGGACUGGAUGUACUUUCUCAGUAGCAGGGUGA
Messenger RNA from Cyprinodon tularosa, 493 nucleotides. RefSeq names its product membrane-anchored junction protein. The record is from RefSeq and is a predicted model, not a curated record. NCBI's taxonomy places the organism in Eukaryota, Metazoa, Chordata, Actinopteri, Cyprinodontiformes, Cyprinodontidae. The transcript has 6 exons. Bases 14 to 493 code for a protein of 159 amino acids. Gene Ontology annotation, cellular component: nuclear inner membrane. Gene Ontology annotation, biological process: meiotic attachment of telomere to nuclear envelope; homologous chromosome pairing at meiosis. Gene Ontology annotation, molecular function: DNA binding.